Messenger RNA from Eruca vesicaria subsp. sativa (arugula), 360 nucleotides. The record is from the annotation of a GenBank genome assembly. Lineage: Eukaryota; Viridiplantae; Streptophyta; Magnoliopsida; Brassicales; Brassicaceae.
AUGUUGAGAAGACUAACAAUUGCUAUGUUGCUUUUCAUAUCAGCAACAUUUCCUCAAAGUUCAGAAACGUCAAGCGGACCAUGGUGUGUAGUCGAUCCCCAGAUACCGGACCAAGUGGUACAAGCUGCUGUAGACUGGGCUUGUCAACAGGACGGAACAAACUGUAACCAAAUUCAGCCUGGCCAACCUUGCUUCGUGCCCAAUACUAUCAAGGACCAUGCUUCUGUUGUCUUCAAUACUUACUUCCAGCAUUAUAAGCACCAAGGCGGUUCUUGUGAUUUCCAUAGUGCUGCAGUGAUCACUCACACCGACCCUAGUCAUGGCUCUUGCCAAUUUGAGUAUGUUCCUGAUUCUAAGUAA